This is a messenger RNA of Tyto alba (common barn owl), 5678 nucleotides long. RefSeq names its product INSC spindle orientation adaptor protein (gene INSC). Gene Ontology annotation, biological process: apical protein localization; asymmetric cell division; regulation of asymmetric cell division. Gene Ontology annotation, molecular function: cytoskeletal adaptor activity; protein binding. Bases 637 to 2232 code for a protein of 531 amino acids. Gene Ontology annotation, cellular component: apical cortex. The transcript is spliced from 16 exons. The record is from RefSeq and is a predicted model, not a curated record. Lineage: Eukaryota; Metazoa; Chordata; Aves; Strigiformes; Tytonidae.
UAGAUGAGAAGCGCUGAGGUUGCUGGCCCUAAUGUAGCAAAGCACUUAAGCAGGUGUCAGGUUUUAAACAUGUGAGGUUUUUCAUUUUGUUUCCUAUCAACUUCCUUAAGUACUUUGCUGAAUUGGGAUCCUGGCAGGACUGAAACCCUGGAUAUCUCUGCACAUUAAGCAGUGUCAUCUGACUACUUUUAAAUUUCAUGGACUUAAACGUGCCUGUAAUUGUUACAAGAUGAGGUGACACCAGAAACAAAAUCUCCGUCUUCAACUGUUUUUAUUCUUCAAGAUCUGCUUCAUGAGAUCUAUUUUCAUUUGGAGAAAAAAAAUAUUUGAAAACUUGUUCACUGGAGUUGCAUGGCCUGUUGGUCGUCAACUGUCUUCAGAAGACAUCUGGAGUACUGCCGACAGAAUAAAGAGCUUCUAGGAAGAAGUUUGUGCUCAUCUACUGGAUUUUUUUAUCUCUAUCUAGAUAAAGACAUACUUAAAGGUAGUGACUGCAGUUAGUAUGAAGAUGACCUAGUGGAGGAAAAUCACUGUUCAGAGAGCUGGGAUCCUUGACAGUACAUUGCUCAACCACACUUAUUUUACUUGUUUCUUGAUUCCAGCCUAUGGAGAAGAGCACAUAAGAAUAGGAUAAAUAUGGCUUUUAAGGGCGAGGACCACUUAGAUUCUCUUCCGUUACCUGUUCAGCGCAUGCAUUUAAUUCAGGUGGACUCCGUUCAGCGAUGGAUGGAAGAUUUGAAGUUGAUGACAGACUGUGAAUGUAUGUGUAUUCUCCAGUCCAAGCCAAUCAGCAUUGAGAAGGAUGAACAAAAUGAACUUAUCCUUUCCUCACAAUAUAGCACAUGUGAUAACUUACAGCUGCUAUUAAAAAGAGCUUGGAUCAUAAGCACGGAGUUGACCAGGAUUGCUCAAAAGCUGGAGAAGAAUAGAUGGCAGAGAGUCCACAGCAUGACCGUGAGAGUCAACUGCCAUGUACGUUCAAUGAUAAAUGAAUACAAUACAUUCACCAGGAAUUCUUCAGAAGAAAUGCACCAGUUUGAAAAACUUUUAAUAGACAAGUGUUCAGAAUUUACAGCAUUCACAGAAAGAUGCAUACAUACGGAAGAUGAACAGUUACUGAAGUCCAUGAAAUCUUGUAUUAAUGACACACUCACUACUGUUGCUCAGUAUUUUGGCCAGUUAAUAGAGCUGGUUUUAACACAUGAGGCACAGAACCUGCUGAGACAAAUAGAAUUGUCGGAUAGUCUGUACAUCACUGAGUCGGCAAUUAGUAGUUUAUUCAGCCUUACCCAGGAAGGUGCUCAGCUGUGCCGUAUCAUAGCUAAGGAAGGAGGUGUAGUCGCUCUCUUUAAGAUCUGUCGCCAGGAUUGUUUCAGGUGCCUUUAUCCCCAGACGCUGAGAACAUUAGCAUCCAUUUGCUGCGUAGAGGAAGGGGUGCACCAGCUAGAAAAGGUUGAUGGGAUACUGUGCCUGGCUGACAUCCUUACUGAUAACAGCCAUUCUGAAGCUACUCAUGCAGAAGCAGCGGCAGUAAUUGCACAGAUCACAUCUCCACAUCUCACGUUCACUCAGCACCUCAGCAGCUUUCUGGAAAAUAUGGAAGAAAUUGUAACAGCACUUGUCAAACUGUGCCAAGAAGCCUCGUCUGGUGAAGUUUUCCUGCUGGCUUCAGCAGCUCUUGCUAAUAUUACUUUCUUUGACACCAUGGCUUGUGAAAUAUUGCUCCAGUUAAAUGCAAUGAAGAUUCUUCUAGCAGCAUGUUCAGACAAACACAUAGUGGAUACUCCGUAUUCCCGAGAUCAGGUGGUAACAAUAUUGGCAAACAUGUCUGUCUUGGACCAGUGUGCUUCAGAAAUCAUUCAAGGAAAUGGUGUUCAACUUUUAAUGGAAAUGCUCUUUGAAAGACCAACUUCAGGAAGUUCAGCAGAAGUUGCUGCUUGUGAGCGAGUCCAACAGAAAUCUGCAGUUACACUGGCACGACUCAGCCGAGAUCCUGAAGUGGCAGAUGCAGCCAUAAAACUCAGUUGUAUUCCUCGCCUAAUUAAACUUUGCAGAUCACCAACUGAAAGAUAUAACAGUGAUUCUGUUUUAGUGGCAUGUCUGGCAGCCUUACGGAGACUAGCAGUUAUGAGUCCUGAUGGACUUGAAGAUUUAGAUUUUCAGCAGCUAGUAAAGCCCAGACUUGUGGAUUCCUUUCUGCUAUGCACAAAUAUGGAAGAGAGCUUUGUAUAAAUGUGAGCCAAAAACCUUUGAAAAAUAAUCAUGAUGAUAGGCAUACAGUAAGAUAAUACAUAUACAAUUUUGUUUAGUUUUAGUCUUAUUGUUAUUUAUGACUUAUUUAUUUUAAAACCAUGAACACGUGUUUUGUAGAAGCAAUGAAACAGAACAAGUAAACUUGUGUCAAUGGUUUGCAAAGGUAAUUUUUGAUUUUAUAUUCCUGCCAAGGCACAUCAAGAGACCUUAUCCCUUCAAUCUAACAAAAUGUUGUUGUCUUGUUUAGUAUAGUUGAAUCAAGGUAACGAAGCCAAGAAUUUGGUGCUCUGAUGAUAAAUGCUUCUAAUAAUGUUUUAUCACUGAUAUUUUUCUACAGUUAGAACAUUUUUCAGUUUUUAAAAUGUUUUAGUUUCGUGCAUUUGCUGCAAGAGAAGAAAAAUAAACCUUAAAGCUACAAGUAUAUACUUUGAAAUGAAAGGGAUGUUACAGUCUGAGUCCAGUCUUAACUGUUAUUUUUUAAUAGAAUUAUGAAAAUAUGUAACUGUGAAUAGCUGAGAAAAUUUUUCAGAAAAUUGUCGAAUACUGUCUUGGAAUGAUUUUAGAGGACAUUUUUAUGCUGUAUAAAGAUGUGCUCAUUAGAAGAUACAUACUUGCAGAUAACUCUUUUAUUUAUGUUUACUAAAAUUUCCUAAAGAAAUUGAGAGAAUUCUAGAAAAAUCUUUAUAGAAUCAAACACACAUCAUCAGUCUUAAGGUAUCCACAUAAGAUUUAAAAUCAUUACCACUGAUAAUUUUCUCUCCUUUCUAAGCCUUACAAGUGGAAGUGAGCAUGUCCAGGCAUGUUUUUAAUAUUCAAGCUAAUACUUUUGUGAAAAGCUGUGCAUGCAUACACUAAAUAAUCAGAAAAGAUAAAUUAUUUGUAACUUGAAUUUCCAUUUUUCUGUUUUUCUCUACUAGUUCUGUAUUUCUAAAACUGUGAAAUGAGAUUUUCAGGAGCUCUUGGAGUUGACAAAAGGAGGUUUUACCAGUGGAUAACAACACAAAGAAUAGAGUUUAUUUUAAAAUAGGUUUUUUUCUUUUUUUUUCUUUUUUUUUUCAUGAACAGUCCUCUUAAAAUUUGCCCUUUUAUUUUCAUCAAGAAACCAUAUAGAUUUAAAAUUACUCAACCAGCAAUAUUCUGAGAGUGUUCCCCCCACCAAGCUUCUCACAAAGCACUCUGUAGAUUAUGAAAGUAUACGUAUUUUUUUCUUGAUGGCUUGCAACUAUUGCUCUGGAUAAUUUUAUGAUCAGUAACUUUAGGGUACUAGGACAUCUUCCAAAAAAGUAAGUACAUUUCUUCUUUACUGUACUUGCUUUGUAGAUAUGUUAAGCAGCUUAAUUCGUUAAUGUUUAUUUAGUAUUAUGUGGUGUUUAGAUGAAAGGCAUCAGGAAAUUGCUAAGCUGUGAUAGCCUUCUGCAUUUUCUGUGUCUGAGAAAUCUGGCCUGCUUCAAGCAGAGAUACAUGGUGGCUACUUUUUUCUCCCCUCGAGUGUGUGGGUUAAGAGGUCUCUGCCUUAACAUUUCUUCCUUGUGAUGUCUUCGUUUAACUAUGAGCUCUAUCCUGACUGAAGUUUUAAAACAUUAGAAGACAUACAAUGACCUCUGUCAUAAGAAACUACUCAGAGAUAAGCGUUGAAUCAGAUGUUUCACAGAUGUAAUUUUCUAGUAAGAGCAAAGAUGGAUUCUGCUUUGUUUGCUUACUUUGAGACAGCUCCUUAAAAUUCUGAGAUUGUUAAGAUGUAUGGUACUAUACAGCUUUAAAAAUGUUAUACAAGUGAUGGACUUUAACACUUUCCUCACUAAGCAGAAAUACAUGUAUUGAACCAUGGAUGGUUUAAAUGGUAAAAACAACAUUCUUGGUAUAAACAAUGAACUCAUAAAUCUUGUAAAGAACAAACUCAGUAAGGUCCCAUUGCUAUCAUGCAGGUAGCGUGAUAAUCCCUAAUAGAAUACAACACAUCAAGUUCUGUUGUGAAUGUGCUGUACCGAAUCUCAUUCUGUCAGCUGCAACUAAUACCUGAGAUAUGAGUUUGUAUAUGGGGUAAGAUUUUUUCCGUAACAGGUAACAUUAAAAUCUCAUUUAAAAAAAAAUGUCCACACAUGUAAAGUGAACUGAAGUAGCUAUUAAGAAAAUGCCAUUAUGACCCAUAAUGUUUUAAAGCCAUUUCUAACAGGUCAAUCAAAUAUUCAGUAAGCAGGCCAGUAGCAAUGAAUGAGUUUAAUUGGCUCUCAGAUACAAUAAUGUGAAUCCACAUCAGUUGUUUUUUACUACUCAACCUGUAAAUAUGUGGCCAUAAUUCUAGGCCUAUAUUGUCCAUUUACAUGUGUUCAUAUUAUGAAUGUGGCUGUUUACAUUACAGAAACAAAAUACAUUUAGGUGGAUCUCAUAUUUGUGGUAGAAAAAUAUAUCUUGAAAGAGCCAGUUUAGACCUGUUAUCACCUAAGUGUCAUCGAAACCAUUUUUUGCUAGGUCUGAAUUUUUCACCUAAAGUUGUGCACUUUAUUUUUGUAUAUGCUAAAGUUUAUGAGAAGAUAAACAUACCUCUUCCUUUCGUCAUUAUUAUUUUCUCAUUAUUUCUGAAUGAAUUCUGGUUUAAAAAUGUUUGCUUUGGAAGUGACUUUUCAGUUUUUAAACAACAACAACAAAUGAACAGUUUAAGCCAGAAUAAACGUGUUUGAUUUCAGCAUAGUAUGAAACAAAAUACUUCAUAUCAAAAAGUUUUCACUGAAACAUGUGUUUUGGUAGAUCAAUCUUUGACCUCCCUGUGUGUAUACAUAUACAGUUAGUAGAGUGAGGCAGGGAGUAUGUGUAAUACAUUUACAUAUCAAUACAUAUAUGUGGACUCAUUGACCUAUAGAGACUGCAUGUAGGUUAGAUAUUAGCUUAAUCAUUUUGGAAACUGUUAUUGUCAGAAAUGUUGUAAUUUCAUUAUUUUUUCUGAACAUUUUAGAUUUUGUAUGAGAUAAGAAAUGUUAGAUAAACUUGCAGUGAACUGCAGGAUUCUUUGUAACUUUGAUUUAUGUUCCAAUGACUUUGGACAAUGUGUUCAAAUUUCAGAUUUAGUUUGAACUGUUUACAGAUAUUGGUGGCCCAGAUGUUUCAUUCAUAGAAUAAAAUUUUUUUCUCAGUUUAUUGUGUGUUUGGCACAUGAAUCAUUUAUGUGGAAUGUUACUUGUCUGACCUGUUCUGUUUAAAAUAAUACUGUAUCUGCAAGAGGUAAGAUAAUGUCUUGGUAAACUGGAUGUCUUACCUAUCUUUUAGGGUUGCCUGUUAGCAUCCAAAAGAUGGGACUUGAUCUGAAGGGUGUCAUGUUGCUUUAGUACAAGACUGAUUCUGGUACCUCAUAUGGCUUGUUCCAAAUGUGUAUGUUGACCAUCUGCUUUUAAAUAACACCAAUGAACGGUCAAAAUAACGUUGGCUUUUGU